Messenger RNA from Anastrepha ludens (Mexican fruit fly), 2329 nucleotides. RefSeq names its product serine/threonine-protein kinase NLK-like. Bases 1 to 1194 code for a protein of 397 amino acids. NCBI's taxonomy places the organism in Eukaryota, Metazoa, Arthropoda, Insecta, Diptera, Tephritidae. Gene Ontology annotation, cellular component: cytoplasm; nucleus. The record is from RefSeq and is a predicted model, not a curated record. Gene Ontology annotation, molecular function: MAP kinase activity; ATP binding. Gene Ontology annotation, biological process: protein phosphorylation; intracellular signal transduction. The transcript is spliced from 7 exons.
AUGUACCGCAUUUUUCGGCACGAAGACAUUUACAUAAUUUCUUACCACUUUCGGCACAAGUCAAGGGCAGUCACGGAUCCACGCGAUGGACGACGAGUCGCUCUUAAAAAACUUCCCAAUGUCUUUCAGUCGCUGGUCUCAUCGAAACGAGUUUUCCGUGAAUUGAAAAUGCUCUGCUUUUUCAAGCAUGAAAAUGUACUCUCAGCAUUGGACAUUUUACAACCACCUCAUUUGGAUUUCUUCCAAGAAAUAUAUGUGAUAACCGAACUCCUACAGUCAGAUCUCCAUAAGAUAAUCGUCUCGCCACAGCAUCUUUCCGCCGAUCACAUCAAAGUGUUCCUCUACCAAAUAUUGCGCGGUCUCAAGUAUCUGCAUUCAGCGCGCAUUCUUCAUCGCGACAUCAAGCCCGGCAAUCUGCUCGUCAACUCGAAUUGUGUGCUGAAGAUAUGCGAUUUCGGUUUGGCGCGCGUCGAAGAGCCCGAUCAGGCUAAACACAUGACACAAGAGGUUGUCACACAAUACUAUCGCGCACCGGAGAUCUUGAUGGGCGCCCGACAUUAUUCGUCCGCUGUGGAUGUUUGGUCGGUAGGUUGCAUUUUCGGCGAACUGCUCGGUCGUCGCAUUCUUUUUCAGGCACAGAAUCCCGUACAACAGCUGGAGUUGAUAACGGAAUUGUUGGGCACACCCUCCAUGGAGGAUAUGCGUCACGCAUGCGAUGGCGCCCGAUCACAUAUGCUACGUCGCGCACCCAAGCUGCCAUCCUUUUCGGCGUUGUACACGCUCAGUUCGCAUGCGACGCACGAAGCAGUGCAUCUGCUCUGUCAAAUGCUUGUCUUUGAUCCGGAUAAACGGAUCACAGUGACGGACGCUCUGGCGCAUCCCUACCUGGAUGAAGGUCGCUUACGCUAUCAUUCGUGCAUGUGCAAAUGCUGUUUCACUACCUCGGCUGGUAUGCGUCAAUAUACCGCCGAUUUUGAGCCAUCAGCUGGUCAGCCGUUCGAUGAUCUGUGGGAGCGUAAGCUGACUUCGGUGCAGCAGGUCAAAGAGGAAAUGCACAAAUUCAUUGCGGAGCAGCUGCAAACGGGACGAGUGCCACUCUGUAUAAAUCCGCAAAGUGCGGCCUUCAAGAGCUUUGCUAGUUCAACUGUAGCGCAUCCUUCCGAGUUGCCGCCAUCGCCGCAUCAAUGGGAAUGACGGCAAAAUGAGGCCAUAGCCGCCUAAAAGUAGAUACUAAUUCAAAACUACCAUAAUAACUACAACAAACAGCCAACAAUACCACCCAUCUUAACCAAAUUAUUUUCAUUUAAAUUUAUUUAACAAAACAAACAAACUUACAACGCUGAAAUAAAUGAGAACAGCCGUGAUCAUACAGCAGUAGCUAUACGAGUAACAACACAGACGAGAGCAAAGAGGGGCAGUAAUAAGAGCAGCAGCAACAUAAAAUAGAGUGACAGCGACAAAUAUAAUAAGAACUUUAAUAGACUAUAAUUUUUAAGGAUAAAGCAACGAUUUUAAUUUUUAAGUUAAAAGUUAAACAAAUUUAAAGAAUCAUGAGGGGGAAGGCGGAUCUUUUUGAAGGAAUGAUACUACGAAGGAAAGGAUGAGCAGCAAAGCAGGCAAACUGAAGGGUGAAUCUAAAUAUUAUAAAUAUAUAUAUUGUAAUUAAAUGGAAUGUCUUAAGAGAGUAGUGUGACAAGGCACAAGACACAAGUAAUCAUUCCACCACCGAAAUAAACUCAAACAAAAAAAAAACAAAAAGCAAAUACAAGCGAGCAAAAACAAAAACAGUGCUGCACGAGAGGGCAGUGAGGACGUCAUUUAGAGCAACACUAGUCGCCUGAGGUAAAAUAACACAAGAAGUGAAGGGGAAACCAUGAAGAUAAGGAGGAGAGCUUUAGAGAAACUGCUAAAGCAUAGCUGAUGAAAUAGACUUGAGCGAAGCGAAAGGGAGGUAUACUCGUAUACAGCAGACACCAGACAGCAGUGCAGCGCGGAGGCAUUUCAAUACGCGUAUCAGUGCAGCAGUGAUGGCAUUGGCGCUCACAUCCUUUGCAGGGUAUGAGUAAUAUUGGAAAAGCACCGCUAACCAAGUGAGAUAACGCAAAACGCGCAAAGCAUAAUUUCACAACAACAACAAAAAUACAGCUGCAGCAGAGGGGAAUACUCAAAACUGUCGCGAAAGGUGUUUGGGAGCAAUUAAUACAACUCUGUGUUACAGUGUAUGUAUGAAUGUAGUAGUGAAACAGCAAAGCAAAGAAAAUAAGCUUAAGAAAAACGAAAAUACUUUGCAAAUUACAUAAUUCGGGAUUAAAUGUAAACUUUAAACACA